Molecule: messenger RNA, 838 nt
Organism: Monodelphis domestica (gray short-tailed opossum)
Lineage: Eukaryota; Metazoa; Chordata; Mammalia; Didelphimorphia; Didelphidae
Gene: CRYBB2
Product: crystallin beta B2
Biological process (GO): lens development in camera-type eye; visual perception
Molecular function (GO): structural constituent of eye lens
Source: RefSeq, a predicted model, not a curated record
ACCUCCAGGGCAGUAUAAAUGCCACCUCCCAGCCGGAGGGCCUCCAUGGGCAGGAGCGGGUACUGGUAUUGCUGUUUCCAUCCUAAGUGAGAAGGUGAUCAUGGCAUCGGACCACCAGACUCAGUCCUCUAAACCGCAGCCCCUCAAUCCCAAGAUUGUCAUCUUUGAGCAGGAGAAUUUCCAGGGUCGCUCCCAUGAGCUGAGUGGGCCAUGUUCCAACCUAAAGGAGACUGGGAUGGAGAAGGCGGCCUCCAUUCUUGUGCAGUCGGGACCCUGGGUCGGGUACGAACAGGCCAACUGCAAAGGAGAGCAGUUUGUGUUUGAAAAAGGUGAGUAUCCUCGAUGGGACUCUUGGACCAACAGCCGCCGGACCGAUGCACUCAGCUCACUGAGACCCAUCAAAGUGGACAGCCAGGAACACAAAAUCAUCCUUUACGAAAACCCAAACUUCACUGGGAAGAAGAUUGAGAUCAUCGAUGAUGACGUGCCUAGCUUCCAUGCUCAUGGCUACCAGGAGAAAGUGUCAUCUGUGAGGGUGCAGAGUGGGACCUGGGUAGGCUACCAGUAUCCAGGUUAUCGAGGCUUCCAGUACCUAUUUGAGAAGGGAGAGUACAAGGACAGCAGUGAUUUUGGGGCUCCCCACCCCCAGGUUCAGUCUGUACGGCGCAUACGCGAUAUGCAGUGGCAUCAGAGGGGCGCCUUCCACCCAACCAACUAGAGCCCAGUCACCCCAGCACCGCCAUCCAUCAUGCAGGGAUGAGGCCCCAAGCUCCUCUCAUCACUCCCAGUCCAGGCCAUUGGACUGUCCAAGCAAGUGAAUAAAGUGUGAACGGCAAAA